AGUUGCAUUACUAAACGUCAAACAAUCUAACCUAACAUUUUUGUAAACAAUUAUUGAAUAAUAAUUUUAAUAAUUAUUCCUUAUUUUAAGAUAAAAAGACAUGAACAAUUGAAUGCAAAAUGGAAAAUCUAUAUCCUCCAGAAAAUUACAAUGCCACCGAAGUGAUACAUAUGAAAAAUUACUUUGACAAGUUCAUGAAAAAUUGUUACAUACCAAAAUCGGAAAAAACACAUACCUUGGAUGAAGUACAAACGGUUUUAAAGGAAGAUUUUGGUUUGGCACUGAGCUCUGAAGAACUUAAGAAUCUCGAAGAAUUAUGCACUACAGAUAAGUUGAAACUUCCCGAAGAAAAUCCAGAAUUACCUUUGAAACACGUGCCUAAAAGUCACGUAAUUCCUCAUGUACAUCCCUUAAUACCAGAAGCUAGGAGUUUCCAGACAGUGAAAUGCAAAGAAGAGUUUAAUCAUUUGGCAAAAGAACUUCUCUAUGAAUUAAAAAUUAGAAGAGUCGAAUUUGACCCCAAAGUGGAAGAUUCAGGUUUAGUCAAGGAUUUACAAGUUAGCUCAACAUUUAUCAACACUAUAAACAUUUUCACACCAUUUUCUUCUUGUUCUUCGACAGAAAAUAGAGUAACAUCUGAUGACUUAAAGAUACAGUAUGUAAUUGAAGUAUUAGGCACCAACACACUAUUGGACUUGGCAAAUGCUAUACAGUGCCCUUCGGAUAAUUUUAUUAUCAAAGAAAUUGAGACUACCACCUUAGAUUUUACUGAACAUCUAAAUGCCAAAGAAAAAUAUCCCUCUAGGUGUUUUUUUAUAGAGAACGUAUUUUAUAAUGAUAUGAAACAUCCAAAAGCAAUAGAUUAUUCGGAAGUUGUGAGAAAAUGGGCUAAAGAAAAUAAUAUUGGUGAAUUUAAAACUGACUCAAUGGAGAAUGUGACUUUUGAUAAACUAAAGACACGAUUGGGCUAUGGAUAUGUCUAUAUACAUCAAGGGAAUUGCGAGCAUAUUGUUAUGUUUGCUGACAGUAGGAUUUUACAAAAAAAUGACUGCCUUGUACAAAAAAGAUAUCCUCGUUUAACGUCAAUGAAGAGGACUCAUGGUCGUCACUGUUUCAUCUGUACGCACGAUCAAGCAUUUUGGUGGGUUUGUGAUAGCGAUAGGUUGCCAGUAAGGAAGACCUUUCUUUGCACAAAGUGUCUUCAGUCUUACCAUUACGUGGACGGUCAAAAAGUAGGCAAUUUUAAGCUCUAUCCCUUCCAUAAUGAAAUGAUCUCGUUAGGUUCUGCAGAGAAUGAGGAGGAAGAUGCAGAGAUUUUGUGUGGUGUAUAAAAUUGAUUAUUUGAACUCUUAAGUUGUUAAUUUUGUUACUUUACAUAUAGUAUUUAUAUUUA
Messenger RNA from Sitophilus oryzae (rice weevil), 1393 nucleotides. It is a transcript of the gene Pbp49, whose product is annotated as snRNA-activating protein complex subunit 3. The transcript has 6 exons. Lineage: Eukaryota; Metazoa; Arthropoda; Insecta; Coleoptera; Curculionidae. The coding region runs from base 120 to 1331 and encodes 403 amino acids. Gene Ontology annotation, molecular function: bent DNA binding; core promoter sequence-specific DNA binding; RNA polymerase II cis-regulatory region sequence-specific DNA binding. Gene Ontology annotation, cellular component: snRNA-activating protein complex. The record is from RefSeq and is a predicted model, not a curated record. Gene Ontology annotation, biological process: snRNA transcription by RNA polymerase III; snRNA transcription by RNA polymerase II.